Messenger RNA from Rotaria sp. Silwood2, 420 nucleotides. Lineage: Eukaryota; Metazoa; Rotifera; Eurotatoria; Philodinida; Philodinidae. The record is from the annotation of a GenBank genome assembly.
AUGAACAAUUCUAUUGAAAAUUUAGUAAAAAAAUUAAAUAUAUUAUUGGAUGAUUGUCAUCAACUUAUACCAUUAAUAUCUUUAUUAAAUUCACCAACAUCUCGUUCAGAUGUAUUUAUGCUCUUCGGUAUUGGUUAUACUCAUAUAGCAUUUUCAUCUGAACAAGCAUCAAUUGCUUAUAUUUGUGGAUCAACAUAUUCAACCAAUUCAAAAUAUUCUAUUCGUCUUGAUCAUGAAUUAAAAGCUAUUGAAGAAGCAUGUCAAGGAGCAGUUAUUGAUACAGAUAUUGUUUCACCAAAUGUUUUUGAUUUUUAUCUUAAUUCUGAUGCACCUAUUCAAGGCACAGCAAAACCAAUGCUUUAUCAAGUCUUAUGUAAUGAAAUUGGUUUUACAUCAAAUGAAAUACAAAUAUUAACAUAA